AUGGUCACGUUUUCCGGUCUGCUAAACGCUCUAGACGGUGUAGCUGCUUCAGAGGAACGCAUAAUAUUUAUGACAACCAAUCACGUCGAACGACUUGAUCAAGCCUUGAUUCGUCCUGGUCGGAUAGACUUGAAAGAAUAUUUUGGUAACGCUACCGACUAUCAAAUCAAGCACAUGUUCCUCAGGUUUUACGAGAACGAACAGAGUUUGGCAGACGAGUUUGUCAGGAAAACAAAAGGACGCGCAAUCAGUCCUGCCCAGUUACAGGGACAUUUUGUUUAUUACAAAAAUAAUCCUAAACAGGCUGUUGAAAUGACAGAAAACGUGUUCCAAUCCUGGUGA
This is a messenger RNA of Paraglomus occultum, 342 nucleotides long. The record is from the annotation of a GenBank genome assembly. NCBI's taxonomy places the organism in Eukaryota, Fungi, Glomeromycota, Glomeromycetes, Paraglomerales, Paraglomeraceae.